AUGGGUGCCAUGGAGGCGAGGGGCGCGCGCGUGGCCCUGUGCGGCGUCACGCUGCUCUGCGCCGUGGGCCUGGGCCAGCGCCCCGCCGGGGGUGUGAGCUGCGGCCCCGGCCGCCUUCUGCGUGGAACCGGGACGGACGCGCGCUGCUGUCGCCUGUGCGCCCUGGCUGAGGCUUGUCCUGAGGGGGACUGCACGUGUGUUGAGCCAGGGUACCACUGUGGAGACCCCCAGUGCAAGACCUGCAAGCACCACAUUUGCCCGCCGGGCCAGGAGGUGCGGCCUCAUGGGAAUUUCAAUUUCGGCUUUGAGUGUGUCGACUGUGCCACAGGGACCUUCUCUGGAGGCCAGGAGGGCCGCUGCAAACCCUGGUCAGACUGCUCCCAGUUUGGGUAUCCCACCAUGUUCCCCGGGAACAAGACACACAAUGCCGUAUGUAGCCUGGGGCUGCCGCCUGCCGAGCCGCACGGCCCGCUGACCAUCGUCCUCCUCACUGUGGCCGCCUGCAUCCUGGUCCUGAGCGCAGCCCAGCUUGGCCUGCACAUCUGGCAGCUGAGGAGGCAACCCGUGUGGCCCCCAGAGACCCAGCUGCCCCUGGAGGCACGGCCGCCAGCCGAGGAUGCCUGCAGCUGCCAGUUCCCCGAGGAGGAGCGGGGCGAGCAGCUGUCGGAGGACAAGGGCCAGCUGAGGGGCCUGUGGGUGUGAGGCUGGGCUGUCCUCUGCCGCAGACCCAGAGCCAGACCCUCCCGGGAAGCGUCCCAGGGCUGACCCUCGGGAACAAGGGCUCUGCACCCUGCCGGGGGGGCCCCAGCUCUGGGCCCGGCCCUGCUCCCCUCGAUGGCGGAAGUGGGUGGGGGAUGGUGACAGUGGCCAGUCCCCCAGACCAUCCAGAAGAGGCAGCGGCUCUGGCCAGACCCCAUGGGAGAUAAAGCCACAGCCAUGGCUGCUUCCCUCCCUCGCUGGCCCUGUUGCUGGGGGGCGUCUAUGGGCCCCUGGCUCCCAGGACAGGAGGCUGUGCCCAGUGCGGGACUUGGCUGCAGGCAGUGCGCAAUAAACACUUGUCCAGUGACCUGAGUGGACGUGUUCUGGGGUGGGAGAACAGAGAGACAAGCCCCCACCGCCCGCCAGUAGCCCCAGUCUCCUUCCAGCCUAGGUGGGUCUGGGGGUGGGGCAGAAAUCAGGGCCAUUCCAGUCCUGGGCACAAGCACUUAGCAGGGACCAUGGGACUUGGAAGGCUUCCUGGAGGAAGGGCACCAUGAUGGACACUUGUCCUGUGUGCCCUUUUGUGGCCCUGUCCGAACCCCCUGCCCUGGCAGUCUGCUUGGCACUCUGAGACAGCUGGAUUCUGUGUCCAGUCUCUGGACCCCUGCUGCUUCGGA
This is a messenger RNA of Mirounga angustirostris (Northern elephant seal), 1376 nucleotides long. RefSeq names its product TNF receptor superfamily member 18 (gene TNFRSF18). The record is from RefSeq and is a predicted model, not a curated record. Gene Ontology annotation, molecular function: tumor necrosis factor receptor activity. Bases 1 to 702 code for a protein of 233 amino acids. Lineage: Eukaryota; Metazoa; Chordata; Mammalia; Carnivora; Phocidae. Gene Ontology annotation, biological process: positive regulation of cell adhesion; negative regulation of apoptotic process. Gene Ontology annotation, cellular component: external side of plasma membrane; plasma membrane. The transcript is spliced from 5 exons.